This is a messenger RNA of Orbicella faveolata, 541 nucleotides long. RefSeq names its product S-adenosylhomocysteine hydrolase-like protein 1. The record is from RefSeq and is a predicted model, not a curated record. Gene Ontology annotation, cellular component: cytosol. Gene Ontology annotation, biological process: L-methionine cycle. NCBI's taxonomy places the organism in Eukaryota, Metazoa, Cnidaria, Anthozoa, Scleractinia, Merulinidae.
ACUACUCAUCACUGGCUUAGUGAACAAGACUUCAAAAUAACAUUCUUGUUGCUUGUCUUUCAGGCUAGUUUAAGAACAUCAGAUCUGACGUGGGAGAAGGUUAGAACACAAGUAGAUCACAUCAUCUGGCCAGAUGGCAAGAGAAUUGUGCUGUUAGCAGAGGGUCGCCUUGUCAAUCUCAGCUGUUCUAGUGUUCCUUCUUUUGUAGUUUCCAUUACGUCAACAACUCAGGCUAUAGCUUUAAUUGAACUUUACAAGGCCCCACCAGGGAGAUAUAAACAUGAUGUCUACCUUCUGCCAAAGAAGAUGGAUGAAUAUGUAGCAAUGUUGCACUUGCCAACAUUUGAUGGCCAUUUGACUGACCUCACAGAAGAACAAGCUAAGUAUCUUGGAGUGAACAAAAAUGGACCAUUCAAGCCGAAUUACUACAGAUACUAAUGGCGAGGGACUGGACUUCUCUGUAGCCAUGGAUAAAUGCUUGUAAAUUCUGUGAACAUUUUUAAAAAUUGCUAUUUAUGAAAUAAAGCAGUAUUUUGCCACA